CGGCCGUUACCUAUUGCCACACUUGCAUAGCAUUUCUUCUUCUCACGGCCAUCAUCACAUUCGAGAAAAGAUGGCAAUCAUAUCGCCAAAUCCCAUACCGCCAGAAGGUGCCCUGAACGGGGCAACCUCAGCAAUAAGCUCAAAUAUUCUACCACCAGAAAGCAUUGCUAGAGCUUUACCUGAUAACGUACCUGAAAAUGCACCAGCACAUUGUCCAGGAACGGAAUCUGAAGAUGCAGGAAAGGCAUCAGCAUGUGAAGGUUGCCCAAAUCAAUCCACAUGUGCAAGUACGCCAAAAGGACCUGAUCCAGAUCUAGCAAGGAUAGCAGCAAGAAUGGAAAGGGUGAAACGAAAGAUUUUAAUCAUGAGUGGAAAAGGAGGAGUUGGAAAGAGUACGUUCACUUCAAUGUUAGGAUGGGCAUGUGCGCGAGAAAAAGAAAAGAAUACGGCAAUCAUGGAUAUUGAUAUUUGUGGUCCAAGUAUACCAACAAUUUUGGGAUUGUCAAAUUCUUCUAUUCAUACUUCUUCCACUGGUUGGUCACCCGUUUACGUUAGUGAUAACUUUUGUGCAAUGUCGAUCGGGUUCUUGUUACCUUCGCCCACCAGUGCGGUGAUCUGGCGUGGGCCAAAGAAGAAUGGAUUGAUCAAGCAGUUCUUACUCGAUGUCGAUUGGACUGGUGGUUUGGAGGAAGAAGAAGAGGAGGACACUAACUCAACCAAGCCGUUACUAGAUUAUAUGCUCAUCGAUACACCACCAGGAACAUCUGACGAACACUUGUCAAUCGUUUCACUUUUGCGUGAUUCAGGAGGUUUAGACGGUGCAGUCCUGCUCACAACGCCGCAAGAAGUGUCUUUGCAAGAUGUACGCAAAGAGAUUUCAUUCUGUCGCAAAGUCAACGUUCCAAUCUUAGGGAUAGUGGAAAAUAUGGCAGGUUUCGUUUGUCCUGCUUGUCAUGGUCAAAGUGAUAUUUUUUAUCCAUCUACAGGUGGUGCAAAAGCACUUUGUGAAGAAUUAAACAUACCAUUCUUGGGUAGUGUACCACUCGAUCCUCGUAUCGGCCGAUGCUGCGACCUUGGGGAAAGUUUCGUUGAUGAAUAUCCCGAAAGUCCCGCAAGCAAGGCAUACAUGCAAGUCAUUGAUCAAAUCAAGGCCAUCUGUCCAUGAUCUGCACCACAAUUCUCUAAUCACAUAAUGUACACUAUGCAAUCAUAUGCUCUAGAAAUUCUGUAUUACAUUCCAUCU
Meira miltonrushii is the source of this 1243-nucleotide messenger RNA. RefSeq names its product P-loop containing nucleoside triphosphate hydrolase protein. Gene Ontology annotation, cellular component: cytosol. Gene Ontology annotation, biological process: iron-sulfur cluster assembly. The annotation marks the transcript as partial. The record is from RefSeq and is a predicted model, not a curated record. Gene Ontology annotation, molecular function: iron-sulfur cluster binding; ATP-dependent FeS chaperone activity; ATP binding. NCBI's taxonomy places the organism in Eukaryota, Fungi, Basidiomycota, Exobasidiomycetes, Exobasidiales, Brachybasidiaceae. The transcript has a single exon.